Aspergillus uvarum CBS 121591 is the source of this 1290-nucleotide messenger RNA. RefSeq lists its product as uncharacterized. Bases 76 to 1176 code for a protein of 366 amino acids. The record is from RefSeq and is a predicted model, not a curated record. Gene Ontology annotation, molecular function: arylformamidase activity. The transcript is spliced from 3 exons. Lineage: Eukaryota; Fungi; Ascomycota; Eurotiomycetes; Eurotiales; Aspergillaceae.
CUGAAGCCACUCCCCGCACAUUUCACUCGAAACUUCAACGAACCCCAGCCCUCCCUGCGGAAAAGGCACCAGAAAAUGAGCGAAAUCAUCCCCUUCGAAUCCCUCCCCCUCGACCCCGAGGGGCCCCCCGGCAACGCCUGGGGCCGCUUCGGCGCCGCCGACCAACUGGGCACCCUGAACCUGCUGACGCCGGCGGUGAUCGUGGCCGCCGCGAAAGAGAUCCGCACGGGGGUGCGCAUCUCGCUCGACUGGCCAUUGAGCAUGCCUACCUACCCGAGCUUCGAGCGUGACCCGUUCCACCAGCGGAUCGUGCAUCGGCGGCCCAAUUGCAUCAAUGAUGAUAUCUUGACGUUUAAUACGCAGGGGUCGACGCAGUGGGAUGGGUUCAGGCAUUAUGCCCAUCAGCAGAGCAAACGAUUCUAUAACGGGCAUACGCAGGAGGAGAUUGAGGGGUCAGAUGUUCUGGGGUUGCAUGUGGUCACCGAAGCCGGCGGCAUCACCGGCCGGGGCAUCCUGCUGGACUACGCCACCUGGGCGGACGAGCACCACAUCCCUCUCGCCCCGCUGACCUCCUCGGCCAUCCCAGUCGCCCACCUCACCCAGCUCCUCGCCGACCACAGCAUCCAGCCCCGUCCCGCCGACAUCCUCUUCAUUCGCAGCGGAUUCACACGCGCCUACCAUGCGCUCUCGGACGCCGAGCGCCAGGACCUCGCUCGCCGCCCGUCCCCGGACUUCAUCGGGCUGGAGGCCUCCGAGGCCGCCGUGCGCUGGCUCUGGGCCCACCAGUUCGCCGCCGUCGCGGGCGACGCCCCCAGUUUCGAGCGCGCCCCCAUCCGCGGCGCCCACGCCGACCGCCGCUUUAACCUGCAUGAGUGGGUGCUGGCCGGGUGGGGGUGUCCCAUUGGGGAGCUGUUUGAUCUCGAGCGCCUGGCAAAGCAUUGUCGCGAGACGCGGCGGUAUGAGUUCUUCCUGGCCAGUGUGCCGUUGAAGGUACGUUCUUUUUCCUUUGCUGUGUGGGGAAGGAAGGCAUUGAUCAGGAAGGGCGAAGUGGGAAGAAUUCCGAGUCGACUGGAGUUUCUUGGGCUAAUUCGAGACGUUUUCUUUUCCCUAGGUUGUUGGAGGCGUAGCCACUCCGCCGAACUCGGUGGCUAUUUUUUGAUCCUGUGGAGGUUAUAAUACUAUGUGAGUCCGUAUUCGCUGGCUGAAUGAUGUAUAUGAUUGGAAGAUAUCAGGAUUGCAAGUUUGUACAUAGUGUAUUGUAAUGAUUCUGGCAAAUUCAUGGUUUGCGAC